Bactrocera latifrons is the source of this 7523-nucleotide messenger RNA. RefSeq names its product Down syndrome cell adhesion molecule-like protein Dscam2 (gene Dscam4). Gene Ontology annotation, biological process: axon guidance; cell-cell adhesion. Gene Ontology annotation, cellular component: axon; plasma membrane. Gene Ontology annotation, molecular function: protein binding. The transcript is spliced from 33 exons. NCBI's taxonomy places the organism in Eukaryota, Metazoa, Arthropoda, Insecta, Diptera, Tephritidae. The record is from RefSeq and is a predicted model, not a curated record. Bases 1542 to 7349 code for a protein of 1935 amino acids.
UUGUGCCUGGAAAAUAAACGAACGGAAGAAAACUUGGAACGGGAUAACGGAAAGGGAAUCCGCAGCUAUUGACAUAAUAUGUAAUUAUCCUAACAUAUCGUGUCAAUGAAAGAGGGUUGAGAGAAAAAAGUUGAAGAAUUUGAGAGAGUCUGCGCACCUUCAACAUUUACUCAAUUCAAUGUGUCAGCGUGUAAGAAAAACGAGUGGAGGGAGAAAGUGCAAUGAGGAAGUGAUGAGCGAAUGCAUGGUGUUUGCAUAUACCUAAAUAUUUUAUAUACUACUUGAUUUGAAUGCUACUACUACGUUAUACGAGUAUAUACAUGUGUGAGUACCAUGUGGAGUGUAGUGAUAACGACAGAGUUCAUACGUCGUUAAAUAGUGAAAAAAUAAAAACAAAAAGGUGCACAAAGCGUACAGCGUACAGUGAAUAAAAUGGACUGGAGUCCUCACUGAAAUAUCACUGCAAGUGUAGUGAAGAAUUUAAAAAAUGAAGAAAUAUUACGAGUAAAAAAGCAUAAAGCGGAAAAAACGAUGCAUGAAAACCGACGCUCCAGCAUCAGCGCGAAAGGCAACGAAUGAAAGUCAUAGACACAACUUAAGGUGCCAAAUGCCUUUAUCGAAUGUGGUAUAUGAUAUACAAGGAGCCGAAGCAAAUUAGUGAAUAAAUAAUUUUAUAAAACAAAUGUUUUAAAGUUGAAAAUCGAAGAUUUGUUCACAGUAUAUGGUGUUAAUUGAAGCGAUUGGAGAUAAAAGAUAAUACUUAAAAAGAUAUAUAAAAAUAUUGUAGUGCUUGAAACAGUGUAUACAGCAGAUAUGGAAUAUUGACUUCAAAUAUGAUUAAAAAGCAACUUCUUGGCUUGGUAAAGAGGUGAUCUAAGCAAAUGGAAGGAAAUAUGUUCGUGCACUUACACAAUAUUUCAAGUUGUAUUAGACGUAUUAAUGAAACAUAGCUCAUUUGCCAUUCACACAACGUACUUAUUCUUCAUUUUAAUAUUUAUGAUUCGCUGGAAAGUUUUCUUUAUAAUAAGGUGCUAACUUCAAAUUCAAGCAAUAAAAACCAGCAAGCAAUGGAAGAGUUAAUAAUGCGCUUAAAAAUAACAUUCUUUUUUAAAUCCUUGUAAUAUGUACAAGAAAACGAAAGUAAUGCAAAAAUCCGUGUAACAUAUGUCCCUUCGUAGUUUUGUUCGACGAGCAUCCUUAAAGUGAAAAUUGGUUAACCAGUUAUCUUUGUAUGGGUUCAUUAGUAAAAACAGAAAGUGAUACCAGUUCACUGUAUGGUCAAAUUACAGUUGUUUAAAAACCAAAUCAUACAAACAUAUUUAAGAAAACAAUAUUUUAUAGGUGUUAAAGUGCUGUGAUGUGCAUGAAAAUUAUAAUUUACAAUAUGUCAAAAAAUAAGUAACUUUACGCCAAUAAUUGAUUUCACAAGACACUAAUGGAGAUGAGAUGGAACCAUGUUAAGCGGCACUAUGCAGUACAUUAACAGAAUUACUUAAAAAGAUGUAUAAAAUAUGUAAUGGAAAGGCGAAUUCUUCAUAAAAAUGGGGUUACAUUGCCUUGUUAAGGCUAUAUUGAUCGUAUAUGCCAUUAAAGCUGAUUUUAGCUUAAUUGCAAAUGGGCUAGACUUGCAAGGACCGAUAUUUCUACAUGAACCACUGCAUCGCAUUGAGUUUUCAAAUAAUACAGGCGGCUUAAUAGAAUGCUCUGGACAUGGAAGCCCUCCACCAGAGGUGGAAUGGACUCCAAUACCUCCCCAACAGGACAUGGUCUUCACACUCUCCAAUGGUAGCCUAAUGUUUUAUCCGUUUUCAGCAGAAAAGUAUAGACAUGAAGUACAUGCUACAGUUUACAGAUGUAAAUUAAGAAAUCUUGUUGGUACGAUACUGAGCAGGGAGGUGCACGUACGUGGGGUUGUCAACCAAAAAUAUACAGUGCAAGUUCAUGAUGAAUAUGUGAUGUCUGGCAACACGGCUGUUUUAAAGUGCCAGGUGCCCAGCUACAUGUCUGAGUUUGUUAUGGUGACAGCUUGGGUUCAAGACACUGGCAUGCAUCUCUAUCCCAACACGGACAUUGGCGGAAAAUAUACAGUGUUAUCAAAUGGCGAACUCUAUAUAAAUAACGCGGGGACAAAUGACGCAUUUAAGAGUUACACCUGCCGCACUGUGAAUCGACUUACAGGUGAAAUUCAAAUAUCUACAUAUCCCGGACGCAUCAUUGUCACAGAACCAAAAGGUAUGGUGCAACCGCGUAUAAACGUCGAAAAGCACUCACUUCGACAUGUUAUGCUUAAUGGACAAACAACACUGCCUUGUAUCGCUCAAGGUCAUCCUGUGCCAACUUAUCGCUGGUUCAAGGAGGAAAACGAACAGCUAUUGCCUCUGCAGUUAAGUGAGCGCAUUACAAUCGUUUCUGCGGGAUUGUUAAAGAUAGCAAAGGCUCGUCUAGAAGAUAGUGGAAAAUAUCUUUGUUGGGUUAACAACACUGCCGGCGAGGAAACAAUUCAAGUGUCAUUAACGGUAACGGCACCCUUAACAGCACAUCUGCAGCCUCAGGUACAAACAGUGGAUGUGGACAAGGAUGCGCAAUUUCAAUGUAUAGUGUCCGGACAUCCCGUGCAUGAUGUCAAUUGGUUACAUGACGGAAAACCAAUAUUGCGUGACAAUCGAGUAGAGAUACUAACUGACCCACCAAGACUGAUAAUUAAGAAAGUGCAAAAGGACGAUCCUGGGAUGUAUCAGUGCUUUGUUUCGAAUGAGUGGGAGCAGAUUCAGUCGACAGCUGAACUACAACUGGGAGAUGCAUCUCCAGAAUUACUUUAUUGGUUUUCGGAGCAAACAUUGCAGCCCGGACCCACUGUGUCGUUAAAGUGCGUAGCAACUGGAAAUCCUUUACCGCAAUUUACAUGGUCACUCGAUGGAUUCCCGAUUCCGGACAACUCUCGAUUUUUGGUUGGUCAAUAUGUAACCAUUCAUGAUGACGUUAUAAGUCACGUUAACAUAUCAAACGUCAAAGAGGAAGAUGGCGGCGAAUAUGCUUGCACAGCACAAAAUUCAAUUGGGAAAGUAUCACAUAGUGCUAAGGUGAAUAUCUACGGGCUUCCAUUUAUUCGAGAAAUGCCUAAAAUAACUGGUAUCUCAGGCUCAGAUUUAAUUGUGACGUGCCCUGUAGCAGGUUAUCCAAUAGAUAAAAUUCAUUGGGAGCGUGAUGGUCAAACACUGCCUAUAAAUCGCAGGCAGCGCGCUUACAAUAACGGUACUCUAAUAAUAGAGCAACUGCAGCGACUCGAGGAUGCUGGAACUUACACAUGCAUGGCUCAAAAUAAACAGAAGCAAACGUCGCGUCGUAAUGUGGAAAUACAAGUUCUAGUUCCCCCAAAAAUUAUGCCAAUUCAGGCUAUGACGAAUAUGUUGCGUGAAGGCAUGCGUGCCGCGAUUUCCUGUCAGAUACUGGAAGGAGAUUUGCCAGUAAGUUUUCGUUGGGAACGUAAUGGAAAACCAUUAAUAGGAACAGGAAAUGAGGUAUUUCGUCGAUUGGAUGAAUACUCUGCCAGUUUAGUGAUAGAACAUAUUACCUCGGAACACUCGGGCAACUAUACAUGUAUUGCCAGUAAUAUUGCCGGUUUGGAACGCUUCACUGUACCGCUUACAGUUAAUGUCCCUCCAAAGUGGGUAUUGGAACCAAAAGAUUCCAGCGCGCAGGCUGGACAAGAUGUUUUACUACAUUGUCAGUCUUCCGGAUAUCCAAAACCAACAAUAACAUGGAAAAAGGCAAUCGGUCCAACACCGGGAGAAUAUAAAGACUUUUUAUAUGAACCUACAGUACAACUCUUUCCGAAUGGCACGAUAUACUUUAAAAAGAUAAAUAAGGAGUCACAAGGGCACUUUCUCUGUGAGUCAAAAAACAACAUCGGCUCAGGUGUCAGCAAAGUCAUUUUUCUAAAAGUGAAUGUACCCGCUCACUUUCAAACCAAAACUAAGCAGAUUUCAGUGGCGAAAGGAAAGCAGGUGCACAUUCAAUGUAAUGUUCAGGGUGAUAAUCCUAUCGACAUCAAAUGGAAAAUGCACGCAACACAGCAGUAUUUAGAUGAGUCACUCGAUUCCAGGUAUACAAUUCGAGAUCAAAUAUUAGAUGAUGGGAUGGUCUCUGAAUUGGGCAUUUCACAUACGUAUCGACAAGAUACUGGGAUUUAUAUAUGCCAAGCUAGUAAUGCAUUUGGCCAGGAUGAAAUGUCGAUUCAGUUAAUUGUACAGGAGGUUCCAGAACAACCGAAAAACUUGCGUAUUAACUCACAACAAUCACGCAGUCUGCAACUAACUUGGAGUCAGCCCUUCGCUGGAAACAGUCCAAUCGAAGGAUAUCAUAUAUACUAUAAACAAAUAUCUGAUAUUUGGCAAAAUGCAGAGCAUAUCGCGAUCACGGGUGGACAAACGGUUGUUAAUAUACAAAACUUACGUCCAGCUAAAGCCUACCAUUUUCGGAUGACUUCUGAAAAUAAAUUGGGUGCGUCCGAGUAUUCAGAGGUCGUACAAGUAACCACACUGGAGGAAGUUCCUUCGGGACCACCGUUGAAUGUGCGCGCAGAAGCAAAGAGUUCGACUGAGAUAUCAGUCACUUGGGAUGCGCCAGAACGCGAUCAUUGGAAUGGAAUAUUGCUUGGCUACUAUGUUGGCUAUCAGAUGUCAUUGUCACCUGAAGACAAAGAGGUGAAUCCUACCCAAGGGUUUAGCUUUAAAACUGUGGAAGUGCGCUCACAUUUUGGGGGUGAAACUGUACUGAGUAAUUUAAACAAAUAUACACAGUAUCAUGUUAUUGUACAAGCGUACACAAGUCAAGGUAGUGGGCCACCGAGCAGAGAGAUUGCCGUGCAAACAAUGGAAGAUGUGCCUUCUUCACCUCCCGAGAGUCCUCAAUGCGACGUGCUUGGAUCAACUUCAAUUUAUAUAACAUGGUCACCACCGGAUGUUGAUGGACAAAAUGGCAAGAUCAAAGGAUACAAAGUAUUUUUUAUAUCUGUUAAUGAAUUAUACGAGACGGAUCCCGAUGUUGUGAAGUCAACCAAUCAAUAUGUUACCAUAGAAAACUUACGCAAAUAUACUAAUUAUACGGUGUGGGUACUCGCAUAUACCAAAAUUGGAGACGGUACAAAAACGAAGCCAUUUCACUGUCGCACACAUGAGGAUGUACCUUCGGCGCCCCAAGCCAUCAAAGCGAUUCCUGCAUCCAGCACUAAAAUCAUUAUUUCUUGGCUGCCACCGGAAUUUCCUAAUGGAGAUAUUACCGGCUACACUUUCUAUAUGUCCAUGUUGGAGGGGGGUCGUGAAGAAGGCACUCACAAGCGCAUACUUGGUCCCUUUGUUGAAAUGCACGAGACUCAACGCACACAAGAAUCCGCCACAUAUCAAUUCUGGUUAACAGCAUCUACGAAAAUUGGUGAGGGUGAGAAAACACAAGUUGUUACUGUGCCACCGAACAACAAAGUGCCCGCACGCAUUGUAUCUUUUAGUCAACGUUUAAUAAGUCCCUGGAAAGAGCAUCUGGAAUUGCCUUGCCUCAAAGUUGGUUCACCAGCGCCCGUCACAAUUUGGCGGCAAGAUGGUCAUAAUAUGGAUACGAACUCCCGCAAGGUUAUUGCGAAGAACGGCACUCUUUAUAUACGUGAAUGCCAGUCUAGCGACGCUGGUAAUUAUACGUGCAGUGUCGAGAAUACAUGGGGAAAGGAUGAGAUUAUCUAUAACAUUGUUAUAAAAGUACCACCAGAAGCACCUAACUUAACGGUGGUGAAUAGUUAUACAGAUAGUUUACAUCUUGAAUGGAUGGACAAUAGUCACGGUGGAAGCCCUAUUCUUGGUUAUGUAAUAAAUUAUAAGCGAGAAAAUGGUGAUUGGGAGGAAUUGCAGGUGGAUGCUAAAACAAACUCACAUUUAUUAACAAAUUUAUGGUGCGGAACACGUUAUCAACUCUACAUAACUGCUUACAACAAAAUCGGUACAGGUUUGCCGUGUGACAUUGUUAAUUCUUACACGAAAGGAAAUCCACCAGUACAACCGAAACAUUCUCAAAUGAUCACGAACAAUUCGACCAGUGUCACAUGCUGGCUGGAUUCAUGGGGCGAUGGAGGUUGUGGCAUUUUAUACUUCAUGAUUGAGUCUAGGGUGUUUGGGAGAUCCCAAUGGAAUGUUAUUUCAAAUCAUAUUCCUCCGACUGAACGCAUUUAUACGGUUAGUGAUUUAGUUCCUGGCACUAAAUAUCAACUAAAAGUUACAGCUCACAAUAAUGCUGGUUCUACAACAGCAGUGUACAAUUUUACAACACUCUCAUCACAAGGAGUUAUAUAUUCCACAGAUCACGCGAAUCCUGUGUCUCACAUGAGUGAUGGUCCCUUUUAUGCGAACUUUAAGGUGCUACUUCCUGUAUGUCUUUCAAUGUUUAUGCUAUUAGGUAUAAUAGCAGCGGUGCUACUUAUUCGUAAACGAAAAAUUGACAAUCAAGCGCGUUUGGCCUCUUCUUCAAUGUCCGAGUCGCCAUCACUGGCCAAUUUGCAAAAUAAACAAAAUCGAGAUCAACAGUACUUAGCCGUGCGAUGCAACCCUGGUAGUGGACCUACACGUGGUUCGCAUUCAAAUGACUCAGGUAGCUUUGGCAAAGCUGAAGGCAAUGAAUAUAUAGAAGAUAUCUGUCCAUAUGCAACAUUCCAACUAAAUAAACAAACAUACAGCGAAAGCUCAUAUAGUGGUAAUGUAUACAGUGGACCGUACCACUCUGUGCGUGGCUCAUUUGUGUAUCACGAUGUGAAACCAGACAAUUAUCAUUCGAAAGAGCCGGAGUAUACAAAGGUGCGUCGGAAAGUUGGGCGUUUACGGGAUCCGCAUUCCGAAAGUCAAGAAUCGGACAAUCCAGGUUCAACAGAUUCCGAAGUUAGGAAAAUCCUAACUCUUCACAUACCAAUUACAGAAUAUGACACAUUAGGAUCCGAGUCCGACAACGACGUGUCUACCCGAGGAAUCAACUCUGCGAAGUAUCGUACUCAACGUGACACUCAAGAUGAAACAUCUUCAUCGUCCGAGACAACACCGACAAGUUUAUCGAGAAAAUCGAAACCCCCAUUUGUAGCUCGUAAGAGCGGAAAAUCAGGUACAAGUGGCAAACGCCAUGUGCGCAGCUCCAGCGGUUAUUCAAGUCACAACGAAGAAACAACGUUUAGCAUAUCUAACUAUCCACAAAAUUACCAGGACCACAUAAAUCCACCAGCGCGAUUUUCCGACACUAAUGACAAAUCCAAGGCUCAAACUUCACCUCGAGUACGUGGCAAUCAGAAACUACAAAGAGAAGCCUUUCAAAUUAAUGUGUAACAACAACGGACUAAAGCCGUGCUGAAGUGCGAAACAGAACAGAAAGACGCAAAGUGAUCAUUUGCCAAAUAUCUAUGAAAUCGGAAUGUGAAUCUAUUUUACUUCUUGAGGUCACCUAAUAAAACGAAAUUCUAUUUUGUAAUUUUUCCUCGUUUUUUAGCGCAUUUUUAUCAA